GUUAGUGGCUCGUGGCGGUGACAAGACCAGCUUGGAAUGAUGAUUUUGUUGUGGCAGCAACACAAACAGAAUCGGUGAUGGUGAUUGCGGAAGAAGACCACGUGCCACCAAGAAGAAAGCGGCGUGAAGAGCGCGCAAAGUGUGAGAGCCACGAGAAAUCUCGAAUGGCAGCUGGUAGAACGGCGGUUCAAGGCUCGAUGACCGGUGACCGGGUGUCCUGCUGCCAUGCGGACCUGGUCGGAGAUCCCGCUCGUGGCUGAACUCUCUUGCAUCCCAGCGGCCUGCUGUUAUAGCGGACUGGUGCAAUGUUUCCUGUUGGGCACCGGGCUGCAUGAGCUGCCUGUCUGCCGACCGAGCCCGACGUUCUAGCGGCCGAGGGGUUACAUGCCAGGCGUUACGGACCAGCUGCAGCAGUGGCCGGUGUUCUACCGGCCUGCUGUUCGCCUGCUUUCACGUCACGAUGAGUGCAACGUUAUGCUGAUGGCGUAAGACGUAGCCGUCGUAAGCAACACACCAGCUGUCUUCAAGUGUCAGACGACGCAGCGACGCACUACGCAACCACAACCGUCAUGAUCACCCAACGAGGACGCGCACCGGUGGAAAGCGCUUUCCGUAAUCUUUCGGUAAACAUACGCAUCACGUUUGAAGGGAUAUCUCAGAAUAACAAUCUGUCAGUACCGUUAGAGGAAUCGAACGGAAAGCUGCUUGAUCGCCAAAGGACACUGCAAAAAGUCAAAGACUACGGCAAACCUCUAGCUGACAAAAAUAGGAAAAUCUACUACUUGUUUGUUUCGCACCCUUUGGGUGGCAACACCUCUCGGUCCUACAGCAUUGAUGCUGACACAGUGGUGUCAACCAAUGGAACGUUUUGCACCAACGAAUCAAAUGCAGCGGUAGUGAGGCAUUCGUUUAACAACAGCAAUUUUUAUUGGAGAGCGGCGAAAUCAACGGCUUAUAUACUUGGAGCCAAACCUAUCUCUUUUUUUGUAUCGCUUAAGCCAGAGGACCUCACCGAAGUGAACAACACAAUCUCACACUGCCUAAAAAGCCAUCCAGAAGAAAACCAAGCACCUGGAUAUCAAUAUGUCACGGAGAAACACACAGAAGUUGAAGAUGGAGCUGGUACAGUUGAGGCAUGCUAACAGCAGUGUAAUAAGAAUUCGUGGAACAUGGUUUUUGCCUAAAAUAAAAGGAAAUAAAUAAAUUUUAUUUAACAAUUGGGAAA
Molecule: messenger RNA, 1225 nt
Organism: Dermacentor albipictus
Lineage: Eukaryota; Metazoa; Arthropoda; Arachnida; Ixodida; Ixodidae
Source: RefSeq, a predicted model, not a curated record